Molecule: messenger RNA, 2400 nt
Organism: Cryptomeria japonica (Japanese cedar)
Lineage: Eukaryota; Viridiplantae; Streptophyta; Pinopsida; Cupressales; Cupressaceae
Product: peptide-N4-(N-acetyl-beta-glucosaminyl)asparagine amidase A
Exons: 1
Coding region: 288-2069 (593 amino acids)
Cellular component (GO): vacuole
Source: RefSeq, a predicted model, not a curated record
UCUUAAAAGUAGGUGAGCCCUAAAUUUUUACAAUUUUAUUUCUCUGCAUAAUUGGUAUCAGUCAUUAUCCUCACCCAGUAAAUGGGGAUUCACAUCAUCUUCGAAGACAAAUCUCUCUCAUUUUUAAUAAUUCUUUCUUUCAUUCAAAGAAAAACACGAAUGGAUUGUGCCUAACAGUUUUUAUUUUCGAUAGAAAUUACAUGGAGUCUGCCGGCUGGUAUGAAACGACAGGAGUAUUGAGUUAAUUCAUAUCAGGAGAUUAAUCAGAUCGUGUACUUGGUUAGAUAAUGUUCAGAAUGGAGGUUCAUCUACAAUGGUGGAAAAUGAUUGUGAUGAUGGUAGUGAUGGCCAGUGAAGUUCAUUCAAUGGUGAAUCUUGGAAGGCAAAGGGAGAUCUCGGACCAAAUUCAUCCCCAAACUGAAGGAUUCUCAUACCAGGUUAGUCAAACGCAAUCUCGAAAAGAAAUCCCCCCAUUGGUAUUUUUUGAGGUUACAAAACCCAUUGAACUUCCCAAAGAGAGGCCUUGCUCUAUCCAUGUUUUACAAUAUGAUUUUGGGCACACAAUAGGAAAACCUCCAGUGAUAGUGGAGUACAAUCCCCCUAAAUGGUGCCCUGACAGAUGGAGUAAAGUGGUUAUGGAGUGGAAGGCAACAUGUAAAGGAAGACAGUUCGAUAGAAUUGCAGGGGUAUGGUUGAGUGGCGUGGAGAUCCUCAGGACGUGUACUGCAGAGCCCACAAAGACAGGAAUUGAAUGGACUAUUCUCAAGGACAUAACUAAGUACUCCCCAAUGUUGAAGAGCCCUCAGAUUCUUGAAGUGAAGCUUGCCAAUUUAAUAGAUGAUACCUAUACGGGGGUUUAUCAUGUCAAUAUAACAUUCCAUUUUUAUGAAGAGGAGGAGAUGGGCUUGCAUCAUUAUGGGUAUGCAGAUUCGAUUAUGCCAAUUUCCUUGCCCUACUCACAGAGUGCAGGUGCCUGGUUCCAAAUACAAAAUGCAUCAGAUGUCCAGGGGAAGUCAUUGCGCAUACCACCUAAUGCAUACAGGGCAGUUCUGGAGAUUUAUGUUUCAUUCCAUUCAGAUGAUGAGUCCUGGUACGCUAAUCCUCCUAAUGUGUAUAUUGAAGCUAACCAUUUGACCAACACAGCAGGUAAUGGGUCUUUUAGAGAGGUAGUGGCUUCGGUAGAUGAUAUAGUGGUUGGUGCUGUGUGGCCUUUUCCUGUAGUUUAUACAGGAGGGAUUAAUCCACUAUUCUGGCGUCCUGUUUCUGGUAUUGGGUCUUUUAUUCUCCCUAGCUAUGAAAUAGAAAUGACGCCAUUUUUGGGAAGAUUGCUAGAUGGAGAAGAGCACAAGUUCAGCUUGACCGUGACCAAUGCUCUCAGUGUGUGGUUUGUGGAUGCAAAUUUGCACUUGUGGCUUGAUAAAAAUAGUGCAAGAACAAAUGGAAAAUUAACUGAAUAUGAGGCGCCCCCUUUAAAGAUCAAUGUUGAAUCAAACUUUGAAGGCCUGGAUGGAUCGUUUGUUACAUCUGCCAACAGGAAGAUUUCCCACUCUGGCUGGGUAGAAUCAUCUCAGGGAAAUAUAACUACUCACAUUUCACAAGAAUAUAAGUAUAUAAAUUCAAUGACUUUUGGAAACAAUGGAGACGCACAGACAGUGGAGCAAAGUAUUAUGGCCACAAGUGGUGCUAUACUUAAGGCGCCCACAGGGAUGCUAUUAUCUACUCAAGUUGAUAGUUCUUUUUGCAUAUAUAUGUAUUUUGCUGUGGUGGACAAAGGUAAUGACACCACUCUUGAGACGGCAAACUUCUCAAAUGGCUUCAAUAUGGAUAUCUCCAUUGUUGCCCCAACGAAUAGUUUUUUCAGCUCCUUAAAUAAUACUCAGAAUUCAGAGGGCUAUAUUUUUGUUCAGAAUAACUUAGUCAGAAGUGGGUUGGGAAGCACCCAAGAGACAUACAGGUAUCGGAGUACUGAAGGUUGCUAUUCUAGAUCUUUGAGUGUAAGCAACUAUACCUUUCUUUCAGAUCAUAUAGACACAUUCUGUGGCAACACGUCCUUAUACUUCGAAGGAUAGCUUUCUUCAUAGAAAGCCAAGGCAGGCCACACAAAGGUAGGUUCUGCUUUUCUAAUUAUUUUAAUUGGUUGACAUGCAAUUCAUUCUCAGAUGUAUAAAUCAGCAAGUAUUUUCUACCAUAUGGCAUGAAAUCGGAUUUCAUUGCACUAUGGUUCAAAGUUAAAAGAAUUGAAUUGGUCAAUAAAUUGUAAUCCCAGCAUUCAUUGCUUUGCUAUAUAAAAAUACAACUCGCAGAGAACAAAUGUGUCAUCACUUAUGUGAUUUGAUGCAUGCUAUUUUGUUUGAGUGCAAAUUGAGAAAUCAAUUCUUUAUAUUCACAAUACUUCUUAAU